Molecule: messenger RNA, 4385 nt
Organism: Agelaius phoeniceus (red-winged blackbird)
Lineage: Eukaryota; Metazoa; Chordata; Aves; Passeriformes; Icteridae
Gene: TBC1D30
Product: TBC1 domain family member 30
Cellular component (GO): endoplasmic reticulum
Source: RefSeq, a predicted model, not a curated record
AUGGAUGCGGCGGAGGCCGGCGCGGGUGGCAGGGCGGGCAGCAGCGCCGACAGCCUGGCUGAGGAAGAGGAGGAGGAGGAGGAGGACGAGGCGGGUCCCGGCAGCGGCCGGUCCAGCCGCACCUCGUCGCUGGUGAGCGGGCUGCUGACCGAGCUGUACAGCGCCGCCGAGACGGCCGUGCCCUCGGGCAGCGCCCGCUCCCGCGCCCUCGGGGAGCUGCAGCAGCGGCAGAGCCAGGUCAAGUACCUGCGGCUGAAAGAUGUUGAUGAAUUAACAACUAUAAAACGAGAACUGAAUCACAGAAUUUCCGUUCAAUCGGCAAAGUUGCUCCGUCUUCUGAAGCAGAAAGACAGGCUUGUACAAAAAGUCCAGAAGAACUGCGACAUUGUCACAGCUUGUUUACAGGCAGUUUCCCAGAAACGUUGGGUUGAUACAAAAUUAAAAUUCACUCUUGAGCCAUCUUUAGGUCAAAAUGGUUUUCAGCAGUGGCAUGAUGCCCUCAAAGCAGUGGCCAGACUGCCCACAGGCAUCCCAAAGGAAUGGAGGAGAAAGGUUUGGUUGACCCUGGCUGAUCAGUACUUACACAGUAUUGCCAUUGACUGGGACAAAACCAUGCGUUUCACAUUCAAUGAAAGAAGUAAUCCUGAUGAUGACUCUAUGGGCAUCCAGAUAGUAAAGGACCUUCACCGAACUGGCUGCAGUUCUUACUGUGGCCAGGAGGCAGAGCAAGAUCGAGUGGUACUAAAACGUGUUUUGCUGGCUUAUGCCAGGUGGAAUAAAUCUGUUGGCUAUUGCCAAGGAUUUAACAUACUAGCUGCACUUAUUCUGGAAGUAAUGGAGGGCAAUGAAGGGGAUGCCCUGAAAAUCAUGAUUUACCUAAUUGAUAAGGUGCUUCCUGAUAGCUACUUUGUCAAUAAUCUCCGUGCUCUCUCUGUGGAUAUGGCUGUUUUCCGAGAUCUUUUACGAAUGAAGCUUCCUGAACUGUCCCAGCACUUAGACACCCUGCAAAGAGCUGCUAACAGAGAAAGUGGAGGAGGCUAUGAACCCCCACUUACAAAUGUCUUCACAAUGCAGUGGUUUCUGACACUCUUUGCCACCUGUCUGCCUAACCAUACAGUUCUGAAGAUCUGGGAUUCAGUAUUCUUUGAAGGCUCUGAAAUUAUACUGAGAGUAGCUUUGGCUAUCUGGGCAAAGCUAGGAGAGCAAAUUGAGUGUUGUGAAACUGCAGAUGAGUUUUACAGUACUAUGGGCAAGCUGACUCAGGAGAUGCUUGAAGACAGUCUGAUUGACAGCAAUGAACUUAUGCAGACUGUUUACACCAUGGCUCAGUUUCCUUUCCCACAACUGGCAGAAUUGAGGGAGAAAUAUACAUACAAUAUUACUCCUUUCCCUGCAGCAGUAAAAUCAACUUCAUUUUCAGGCAGGUUAGGCAGAACCAGAGACAGUGAUGAAGAGAAUGACUUAGAUGAUGAAGACUCAAUUGCUAAUGCAAUUGGUUGUCUUGGACCAUUAAGUGGGUUUUUGGCACCAGAGCUCCAAAAAUACCAAAAACAGAUGAAAGAUCAGAAUGAAGAACAAAGUCUUGGUUCCAGUAACAUUGCAGAAUUAAGUCCAGGAGCAAUAGAUUCUUGCAGAAGUGACUAUCAGACUGCUUUUAACAGCAUGAUGAUGGAGCGUAUGACCACUGAUAUUAAUGCACUGAAAAAGCAAUAUUCCAGGAUAAAGAAGAAGCAGCAGCAGCAGGUUCACCAUGUGUAUAUCAGAGCAGACAAGGGGCCAGUUACCAGCCUCCUCCCUUCUCAGGUAAACCAUUCCCCAGUGAUAAACCACCUCCUUUUAGGAAAGAAGAUGAAAUUGAAUAACAAGUCUCUCAAAAAUGCUGUAAUUCACAUCCCAAGCCAUGCUACGGGGAAGAUGUCUCCCAUUCCCCAAGAAGAUCUUAAGACAAAACUGAACUCUCCGUGGCGCACUCACAUACGAGUCCAUCGGAAGAACAUUGCUAGGGCCAAAGGCCAGCUGGGCUAUGGAGAUACUGUAGGACUGAUAGAUGAGCAGAGUGACAGCUGCAAAACAAAUAGUCCUGGUGCAAAGGAGGAGGCUUCCAAACACUCUGACUUUGGAGAAAGAGAAGAAGGUGGUUUGGAUGACAGGACUACUCGGAAAGCUGAGCAGCAGUCAUCUGAGGCAGACUCUACGGACAGCGGUACAAACAUGUCCACGGUUCAGCUAAAACUGGAAGCACUGGAACUCACCUCAGAUACCCAAACUGAUGUGGAGCCAACAUCCCAUCGGUCCAGCCAGCCACGUUUAUCAGAGUCUUCCACUUCAUCCAGAGACACUGGAAACCUGGCUAAAUCACCCCAGCCUGGGAACCCAAAGCCACAAGUCUUCAAUCCUUUUCCCAGUGUCAAGCCUCUUCGAAAGUCAGCCACAGCCAGGAAUUUAGGGCUAUAUGGCCCCACUGAAAGAACACCAACAGUACACUUCCCACAAAUGAGCAGAAGUUUCAAUAAAUCUUCCAGUGGCAGCAGCGGGACAAGGAAACGAUGAUGUGCUGGUACUCAUUAUUUCUGACAGCAACAAAAGAAUUUGUAUUGCCUUUUUUUUAAUGUGUGCAUGUGUAUGUGUGUCCCAAAGCAUUUCUAAUUGCUAGUUAAGUAACAGGGACAAAAGUGGUUACCAGAUAUAUAAAUAUGUGUCUUUGAAAAUUGUACUUCCAUGAUGUUAUGGGAUAGAUUAGUGAAGAUGCACUCUGGCACCCUAUUGUUAAUUCUGAUGGUCCUGUGCAAAAGAAACAUUAAUUUGCAAUAUGAAGAAUACUGUUUCUUAAAGUCUAACUCAGACAUUAAAUCACCAGCUGCCUUUAACCCCUCAGACCCCAUGGCUGCCUCCUGUCUAUCUGAGCUCAAUGGACCAAUUGUUCAUUGCAGCAGACAGGUGUAACAGUUUUUGUCACUGUUAAGCAGCUUCCCCAUCCAACCUCAUCAUCAUACUCUGGGAGUAGCUGGAGAAGCCACCACAAACAGAAGCACAAGCAGCCCUAGCAAUCAAAAGUGUCACUUUGUGACAUCUGGCUUCAGAUAUUUUUGAGCAGCAUUUUGUGCUUCUCUUCCCACAGCAAUUCUCUGCUGAUACUUUUUUUAAUAUAAACCUAAACAUUGAGCAUGAGAACAGCAGACACAAAUCCAUCCACAACACAGGUUUGCUCUUUCUCUGUUACAGGUGUACAUACAUACAUUUCUCUUACUUACUGCUGGAGAGUUGCAGCACUAUAAAAUUAGGAAUUAGGUACAACUAUUUGUAUAGUUGUAUGAUUAUUAUUCUGACGCAUCUUGGCUUCAAUGGAUUUAAAAGCUAUUAUCUAGAUUAGACUUGUAGUUAAAUAAUAUUUGCCAGCUUAGCAGUAGGUAAAAUAUAUGAAUGUUCCAAAGUAGUUUAGGGGUUUAAAUUCUAUAAAUAGAGUGAUUAGAUACUUAGAGUGCCACUUCCCAUUAAAAGCCAACACAUCAGCCACUAUGUCAGUGGGAUGUGCCCCCGGGCUUCCAUGUCUUGGUUCCUCUUUGGUGUGAAAGAAAGUGAUAAACUGAUAUUUAUUUCCAAAUCAAAUAGCAGAGCUGAUAAAUACUGUAAGACAAGUAUUUAUAUGUAUAUAAUAGAGCCAGACAGAGAAACUAAACUUACAUCGUUCAACUUCAGGACUGCAAAUUCAAGUACUCGAACUCCAAGAAAUUCAGGUUGUUCUUAAAUCAUUGCAGCUCUGUCAGAUGGUAUGUACUGACUGUGAUUCAUUACCUUGAUUCCAAGUUUCCUGUGGCAUGAAAGGGCCAAUAUUUUAAACUGCAGUAAUGAUGAAUCAGCACCAUUGUAUGUAAUAUCUUACUUGCUUUAAGAAAUUCUUUGUUAAAUUUGCAAAUUAAUAUAUAUCAUUGUCUAUGAAUGUAUUCCAUAACCUAUAGUAUGUGACACCAGAUUGACUGUAUACCAUAACUUAUAAGCUGUACAAUAUACUCUGUUCAUUGUUGUGGGAACAGUUUUAUUUUGCUGUUGUUUCAUAUAAGUGUAUACAUAUAAAGUAAUAUACAACUAUGAACACUAUAAUUAUAAAACAGAUGUAGGUCAGAUCUUGCCCCUGCCUUAUUUCCAGGAUAGUAGUAUUGUCACUAAUGAUUACUUACAGCACUAAGUAAAUUUAAAAUAAUGUAGAAUUAAGUCUCUGAUUAUUGACUGUAUGUGAAUUGUUUUUGCACUGAAUUAGAAGAAAUGGACUUUUCAAAAAUUUUCCUGUGAAUCAUCCUCCCCAGUUUUUCUUAGCUUCAGUGUAUCACACGGCUGUAUGCUGAACUCAUACAAAUAAAAGGACUGUCAGUCUGUAAAACCUGCUAAAA